GUUUGUAAAUAAAUUUAUGAAUGGAAUGCGCAAGAAAAUUAGACAACGAAUUUGGAUAUAAAUACGUCCACAGCAGACACUUUCAAAUUAUUCCUACUUCUUCAGGUGUACAGCAAGCAUCUCAACCUGCCAUCUUAGACCGAUCAUGAGAUUUCUCCUGCUUCCACUUUUCUUGGCCUCUGCCGCCAUGGCCGCCAAUAUGGGCAUGAACAUCCACGGUGGAGCCUACAAUUUCGGUUACGCCACUGGUGAUGCUGGUGGACACAGCCGAGUGGAGUCCGGUACCGCUGGAAACGUCGCUGGGAGUUACAGUUACGUUGAUCCUAACGGAGAUCUUCGCACCGUUCAAUACACUGCUGGACCAGGAGGCUAUCAAGCAAGUGGGGACAUAUCUGUAGACAGAAAAACAGCCGCAGCUGCUGCUGCUCUCGCCGCUAUGGCACCCAAGGCUCCUCCAGCCGCUGUCCCUAUUGCUCCUGUUGCCCCGUGGUAUGGCCCUGCACACUAUGGAGGCGCAAAUGUCAUUAUGACCGGAGGGCCUGGAAUGGCUCAGUACAUGGCCAAAUGGUAAAAGGUUAAAAUAUAUUUUCGCUGUGCUUGGAUAUAGAGCUCGGCUGCUUCAAUUUUUUGAAGACAAGAAGUAUAUGUCACGAGCCAUUACAAGAUAUUGUGCCAUAUUUAGGCAUUAAAGAAAAUGUAAAUACAGAAAAUAAAAUAAUAUUUUUAAACACAAA
Stegodyphus dumicola is the source of this 734-nucleotide messenger RNA. RefSeq names its product adult-specific rigid cuticular protein 11.9-like. The record is from RefSeq and is a predicted model, not a curated record. Gene Ontology annotation, molecular function: structural constituent of chitin-based larval cuticle. Gene Ontology annotation, cellular component: chitin-based extracellular matrix. NCBI's taxonomy places the organism in Eukaryota, Metazoa, Arthropoda, Arachnida, Araneae, Eresidae.